AUGCCCAUCAUCAAAACAAUGUGGCUGCGAUGGAGAUUCAUAUCGAUAUUUGCAACGCCCAUAUUCUUAGUUCCACUGGGAUUUUUCAUCGGAGGAAAGGUAGGAUGGUGUGCGUUCGUGGUCAUCUGGUUGGCCAUCUAUUGGGUGACUGAAGUUAUCCCUCUGGCAAUCACAUCACUCAUGCCUCUUGUGCUGUUUCCUCUGCUCGGUAUUCUUUCAUCCCAGCGAGUCGCGUCAUUUUAUUUAAACGACAUCGGACUCAUCUUGGUGUGUGCAAUGAUGGUGGGAGUUGCAGUAGAAACGAGCAACUUGCACAAAAGGAUUGCGCUCAAGUCCAUACUUGCAGUGGGAACAAGUAACCGCAGGCUCUUGCUGGGGUUGAUGCUGGUGGCAAUGUUCCUGUCAAUGUGGACCCCCAACAUUUCCACAGCAUCUAUCAUGAUUCCCAUCGCCAUGGCUGUUGUCGACCAGAUAAAGGAGAGCUCGACGACAAAGUGUGUUGCCGUACAUGUCCAAGGUUCUGAUGAAAAACGGCAACUCGAGCACCGCGAAAGCACGGCUUCAACUGUGCAGGAAAAUAUUGCACCCAGGACUCACGACAAGCGUACCAGGCUGCUCCGCACUACGAUGGUGUUGGGCGUAUCGUUUGCAACCAGCAUAGGUGGCACAGGCACACUCAUCGGGACUGGGCCGAAUGCCGUCCUCAUGGGCAUCUUCGACGACUUGUUUCCAGGUUCCACGGAGAUAACUUUCGUCACGUGGUUCCUGUACAACGCACCGACAAUGCUCAUAUGUACGUUCCUAACCUGGGUGUACAUGCAAUGGAACGCCAGAGAAGCCAUUUUUGCUGAGAUCAGCGUCAGCGCAGUGAUUGUGACCAUGACAGUGGGCUGGUUCGCAAUGAAGCCACAAAUGUUCCCCGGCUGGGUCGACGCCCUUCCUCACGGCAAACUCGUGAGACCGAGCUCCGUGGUCGCGCUUAUGGCCCUGCUGCUGUUUGUGAUACCCAAGGACCCCCGAAACCCGUGGCAGUCGCAGGCCCUCCUCACGUGGGACGAAGCAGUUCGUGGUGUUAAAUGGGGUGUCGUGCUACUCUUGGGAGGAGGCAUGAGUCUGUCCGAGGCAUGUAAGAUAUCGGGGUUGUCUGCGAUGCUGGUCAGCAGCAUGAAGGGUCUCAACGUGCUGCCACCGGCUCUGACGGCCUUGCUUUCCUGCUUCGCAACGUCUCUGUUCACGGAGAUCACGAGCAACAUGGCCACCAGCUUAUAUCGAGAAAAGCACCAAAAGCAACUACUGAAUUGUGAUCAGUAUUAUCAGCAAAACAAAGCUUGUACCAAAACAGCGGUGCCGGCUAUUCUGCUGAGACUGCACCCUCUCUACCUGGCCAUGCCUGCAGCUGUCGCCUGCUCUUUCUCCUUCAUUAUACCUGCUGGGACGCCACCGAACGCCCUCGCCUACGAGCUGGCCAAGCUCAGCAUUCCGGACAUCGCAAAACCGGGAUUCUUCGUCAACCUAAUAUGCGUGUUCGUCGAAGUAGCUAUGAUACACGUGUUGGGCAUUUCCAUAUUUGGCCUUUCGAAGUUUCCAGAGUGGGCAGAACACUACAGGGACGCUGCUACAUCAAGCACGCUGAGACAGACCACUUUAGGCUUUUUCGCAGAAACCAAAACAGGUGCUGCAGUGAGCAUAGACAAUAGGACAAUUCGAUGAACAUGAACAUCUCGAGAUAUGUAAAAAAAAAGACUCGCUUUACAUGCACUGUGUGAUGUAGUGCAGCUCUAGUCAACGUGAACUGAAAUGCCGACCUUCGAGAAAGAACAAGAUGCUUGCAGAUGCACCUGCUGGCAAAGAAGUGCGAUUACUCGUUCCCAUGUAUACAUACAUGAUUGCCGACCAGAUAUACACUCUACGUUUUGUUCAGGGUAGAGUUACCGCAUAUGCUGCAUUUAGUUACAAAAGGGUAGUACAUACAGCAACUUUAGGUCAGAUAACAACGCACCAUCUCACGAGCCUCAAACUUAAUGUGCCGCUCACCCAGAUCUAACAGAAGGUUACAGUUCUUAGUAAAAUACUUCUCA
This is a messenger RNA of Rhipicephalus microplus (southern cattle tick), 2078 nucleotides long. Its product is annotated as Na(+)/citrate cotransporter-like. Gene Ontology annotation, biological process: citrate transport; transmembrane transport; succinate transport. NCBI's taxonomy places the organism in Eukaryota, Metazoa, Arthropoda, Arachnida, Ixodida, Ixodidae. Gene Ontology annotation, cellular component: plasma membrane. The record is from RefSeq and is a predicted model, not a curated record. Gene Ontology annotation, molecular function: succinate transmembrane transporter activity; citrate transmembrane transporter activity.